AUGGCGGCGGAUGUUCAGGCGGCAGCUGGUGGUGAUCUGCUGCCGCCAGUCCAGCGCUCCAGAAGUAGCCGAAGUGUCUCGCCGGCCUGCACGCCAGUACAAGGCAACUCCAGAUCAAAUUCUCGCGUAGCGACUCCGCCUCCUGUACGUGGAGCUUCCAAAUCGUCGACCAGUGCCAGCACACGGCACCGAUCUUCGUCUCGUCCACGCCACCGGAGCACAGACUGGGAGGAGACCGCGAAGUUUGGCGAGGCCGAUGCCGAGAGGACGGCUCAUUUUGGCGACUUCGACGUCUCGCACUCUGCCUAUUCACAGUCCGGUCCCGGCCGCUCCACCAGCCCCAUUCGACCGCCCGCCGGGCCGCCUCCAGCUCCACCCGGAGCACCGGCCGCGCCACCGCCGCCGCCGCCCCCCCGCGAAGCCUCUCAUGGACGCACAAAGGGGUCCUCCCUCGCUGGCAUGGCGGCUUCCAGUCGGCUUGGCGUCUUGUGGCUGCUGAUGGCGCCACCCCAAAACCUGUCACAUCACGAACGGGACGCCAUAGGCAACACGCCUCUACAUCAGGCAGCUGCAGGAGGAAAUCUGGAGUGUGCGAAAUGCCUCAUGGCACAGGGUUGCGACGUCCUCGCCAAGAAUGACCGAGGGCAUACCCCCUUCGCAUUGUGCACAGAUCCAGAUGUACAGCAACUUUUGCAGAAUGCAAUGAAUGCCACAGCCUGCAAGGCUUCUGGGAAGCAGUUUUCUUCCACGGUGCUGAGAUACUUGUGCUCAUGGUCUUUGGACGUGUUCUGCGAGAAGGAGAUCACACAGACGUUUGUGUUUGAGCACCCCGAAGCAACAGAGAAGGAGAAACCUGUAACCUGGUGCAAUGAGGUCAGAACGACCAUCCAGGAGCUGGAGCAUCAGCUUACCAAUGCUAUGCACCUCAAUCAGCUCGAGACGGUCACUGCCGCAUUGGAAGCUGCUGCUGACAAGCCUGUCGACUGCAAGCUGGUCCACCAGUGUAACCAGCUGAAGGAGAAGCUUGAGUCGGAAAUACAGCUAGGGAAAGCAAUGCAGGUAACAACCAUCACCGAUUUGGACGAGUUUGACAGCGUGCACGAUGCGUUGAGCAAGGCCAUUGACGAUGCAGUCGCAAAGAAAGCGGACCCAGUGCGAGUCCAAGCUGCAAAAACCUUGCGGCGGAAGCUUCUUGCAGAAGCAUCGCUCAUGCGAACUGUUCUCGGCCCGCAGAAAACUACGGUGGCUCACAUCAGCAUGCUGCAGGAGCUGCUAACAGCGGCAAAGGCAGAAAGUGCAAACGAAGAGCUCGUUCUACAAGCUUCCAAGCUGAUAGCACGACUCAGAAGUGAAAGUGAAGUGCAGCAGCGAAUAUCGGCAACGGCAGUCUUGUGCGAAGUUGACUGCUUCAAGGAAGCCGAAGGGAGGGAAGAGAUGCCGGACUGGUCUCGUGACACCGAGAGGUUCGAAGAGUUUCACGAGGACUUCAAACGCGUCAUGGAGGAUGCGGAGCGUGAUCAGAUUUCGGAAGUCCUCAUGAGCACCGCUCUGGAGCAGCUCGAUAAGAUUGAGCACUUGCUGGUGGACAAAAAGCAGACAGAAGAAGAAAUGCGCCUCAAGGCAGCAAAGGCGUCAAAGAAAAAGGACUUUCAGAGGGAGGCGGUGUCGACUCGUUCGGCAGGCCUUCCAGCUGCAAUGAAGAAGCUCCUGCUGACCGCGGUAGCUGUACUGACGCCAGAAGUCAGCUCCGCCUUAAUUCGUCAGGUAGCUUUGUCCGAAGCUUCGGGCAACAAAGGCUUGCGGCCACUUGAUGAUGACGAGCGCGAGGCCAGGGAUGCGGAGAUCGAGGCAGAGCGGACUGUCAAAGAAGCAGAAGCUGCUCUGCAAGAAAGAGAUGAGGAGCCCAGGCGUGGCAAAGGUCAGCCGCUGUUUGCGACGAUCGCUGCACUCAGGAUGGAGAAGGGCCUGCCAUACAAGGAGUUUGAACCCAGAUGCGUUAAGCACAUGGAAGAGGUGAGCAGUUCCCUUGCUGACGCCUACGGUGAUGUGCAGGUCAAGCAUCUCCUCACUCAAGAGUGCCGCCUGGAAGCUGAGUUUCCUCGCACCGUGGAAACUGGCUUUGAUGAUGUCAAGGAAUGCCUGAAGUUCGCAGAUGAGUUCGAAGCAGCCGAAAGAGAGGACAGGUCUUUCAAACAGUUCUGCAAGCAUUUCUUCCAGGCAUCGGAUCUUCCUGCUGACAGGCAGGCGACACCCAAGGAGACCGAAAUUGCAGCAAAGAAGACUGCAGGAUCCAGCUGGUGGGACAGAGCUUAUCGUGCGCCCAAUGUCAUGCGCGAGUCCACUCAGGAUAGUUCCGAGGUCGUUGGAAGCGCUGGGACAUCGAAGGCGCGUGCCAGGCGUGGCUCAACCGAUAAGAGGUCUGAAAGCGCCGGCAAGCCGAAGACACCGCAGGCAGAGGAAGGGACGGCAAAGUAUCGGCCCGAGGGGGGGAACUCCACAGCAAAGCACUCAAAAGACUCAGAGGAGGGAAGUGAGGAUUCAAGUGAGGAUGCGGAAGACAAGGGCGAGACAGCUUACGAGGCAGCCUUGCGCUCCGGAAAGAGCCCGGAAGAAGCUGCUCGCAUUGCGGCGGAGGCUGCGAGCAAGGUGGCUGAAGAUGAGGCUCGUAAGUCGGGCAAAAGCCCCGAAGAAGUGCAGCGGGCAGCAGCUGCCGCGGCUUACAAGUCCGGUGUGUCAAAUGGUAUGAGCGAGAAAGAUGCCGAGGACGCAUCUGCGGAGGCCGCUGCGGACGUCAGUGCCAAAGCUGCCCGUGGCCUUGCUGGGUCGAGCCGUGGGAGUGACAGUGGCAAGGGCAGCGCUGCCUCCACUGACACUCCGGCCACUGCAGCAAAGAAUGAGGCACAGAGAGAUGGGCCCCCCUCCGGGGCUGUUGCUCCGCGGUGGGGUUGGUUCCAGUGGCUGUGGAAUCUGUUGUGGCCAGCGAAGACAGAACCAUCAGAGAAGCCACUCAACAACACGCUGGGUCCAGCGAAGAACAAGACGACUGAGACUGGCCUUCAGACAUCUGAUCUGGAGCGUUUAGAUGCCAUUCUUCGCCAACAAAGGGAUUUCGAUGCAGACGGCAUCGUGGCUAAUACCGAUCAGAAGGACUACACUUCCGCUUGUGUGGUGCACCUGAAAAAGGUCGGCACGGCCAUCGACUCAUCCUAUUCCGACCAGCAGGCACAAGAGGUCUUAGAGUCCCAGUGCUUGCUGGACAAGGAGUGGCAGCAAACAGCAGUAUGUAACAUGCCCUCAGCAUUGCCUCCAUGCUCGUGCAGCGCUCUAUGUCGUGGAGCGAGAGGGAAGAUAAGGUUCGGACAGGGAACGGCCAGGAGGGCGUUGUUGUUUUUCACAGGUCUGUGCCGUGUGUGA
Molecule: messenger RNA, 3414 nt
Organism: Symbiodinium sp. CCMP2592
Lineage: Eukaryota; Dinophyceae; Suessiales; Symbiodiniaceae
Source: the annotation of a GenBank genome assembly